Molecule: messenger RNA, 2879 nt
Organism: Electrophorus electricus (electric eel)
Lineage: Eukaryota; Metazoa; Chordata; Actinopteri; Gymnotiformes; Gymnotidae
Gene: arf2a
Product: ARF GTPase 2a
Molecular function (GO): GTP binding; GTPase activity
Source: RefSeq, a predicted model, not a curated record
ACGGCUCGCGACGCGGCCGCCUCGAGAUCCGUGAGAGACGCCAUUUUGCUGACAGCGGGGAGGAGUAGAAGAUUGUUUAGACGCCGCGGUAGGGAAAAAAGAAAAAAGAUCUUCCACCAUGGGGAACAUGUUUGCAGGCCUCUUUAAGAAUCUCUUUGGGAAGAAAGAGAUGCGUAUACUGAUGGUGGGUUUGGACGCUGCAGGCAAAACCACCAUCCUGUACAAGCUCAAGCUGGGAGAGAUUGUCACCACCAUCCCUACUAUCGGUUUUAAUGUAGAGACAGUAGAGUAUAAGAACAUUAGUUUCACAGUUUGGGACGUAGGCGGUCAGGACAAGAUCCGGCCCCUGUGGAGGCACUACUUCCAGAACACACAAGGUCUGAUCUUUGUGGUGGACAGUAAUGACAGGGAGCGCGUGAACGAGGCACGGGAGGAGCUGACGAGGAUGCUGGCGGAGGAUGAGCUCAGAGACGCUGUGCUGCUUGUUUUCGCUAACAAACAGGACCUGCCAAACGCCAUGAACGCAGCUGAGAUCACUGACAAGCUGGGCCUCCACUCCCUCCGGCACCGUAACUGGUACAUCCAGGCCACCUGCGCCACCAGCGGCGACGGCCUGUACGAGGGUCUGGACUGGCUCUCCAACCAGCUCAAGAACGCUAAAUGAUCCAUUCCACCUAGCUCUCUGCUGUCUGCGCUGUGUGCGUGCGUGCGUGCGUGUGUGCGUGUGUGUGCGCGCGUGUGAGCACGCGAGCGUGCGUGUGUGUAGUGAAAACGGCGGCGCUGGACUCGGUCUCUACGUCACCCUCUUUAUCCAUCCCUUUCUUCUGUUUGGUUCUCUAGACAUUUGAGGCUCUCCCCAGUGCUGACUAGUGUACACACACCAGCGUGUGUGUGUGUGUGUGUGUGUGUGUGUGUGUGUGUGUGUGAGAGAGAGAGAGAGAGAGAAAGAAAGAGGGAGGGAGGGUGGGAGCAGCCCUGUUGUGCCUUUGAACAUGCGUGCUCCUCGUGCAGCUCCGUUCUCUCUGUGUUUCUUGCCCCUCUUCAUCUCCCCCUAGUUUUUUCCACACGGCAAAGAAUGACCCAGGAUGCUAAAUGGCACUGGUGGUUUUUUGUUUGUUUGGUUUUUUUUUGUUUGGGUUUUGUUUUGUUAGUUGCAGAAUAAAGGAGAAUAUUGAAAUAAAAGUACAGUCUUGAUUUUCAUCCUCUGAUGUUAAGCAGUCACGCAUGUCUAAGAUGUUACAAGGUUUCAGUUGCCACCCCUUUAUCCCCACUUACGAUGAAACUCGUUGUGACCUGCAUCAGGUUGGGAGCGGAAGAAAGGUCAACGAAGUGCCGUUUUCCAUCCUAGAUCCUUUUUUGUGUUCUUUGAGAGCCGUGCUGUUGAAGCAUUUUAAAGCCCAAUUUUCACGUUAAUUGUUGACUCCCCUGAUUAGCAUUCCUCUGCCCCACAUCCUGGAACCACGUGUGGGUAGGUUCUCUUGGUAAACGCCAGGUAAAAUAAACUCUUAUCAUGUUGUCUGCUGGAAGACGUUUUCUGGGCAUUUUUCCAAGUUGAGGCUAUAUUUUAAAGGAAUAGCCCAACCAGAUAUGCUAAUAUAAGUAAUUAGUGGAACCUUGUAGCUACCAAUUAGCAUAAAUACAUUUGCAGAGUGCUUAUAGGUGGCUAAUUGCUUUAAUUCACUGUUAGGAUCAUUAGCAUUUUUGACUGAACUACUCCUUUAAAACUCAGGUUGUUCUCCAUGCGUGUCCGUGUGAUGUGUUGGAGACCGAGAGGAGAGGAGAGUUAGAGCGAAGCCAAGGAGCAGUGAGGUCUCUGAGGGCUGCUCCCACUCUUAAUGAUAGUUUCCCUUUUCCAUUUGAGGUUUGUUUUUUUUGGGGGGGGGGUGGUCUCCUUUCUCAUCUUUAGCAUGCUCUUUUCGGGCAGGGGUGCAGUCAGGUUCAUUCUUCAGACACGUUUAAGCAGCCUAGGCAAAGGUACUUACAUAGAUUUUUACUGUUAGUACAGAAAAGUGGAAGACAGCUCCCUUCCACGGUAGUGUUGAGCAGGGGUUAAAUCCAGAUUGGAUGCACUGUACUGUAAAUGUCAGAAAUGUCAGACUCUUCCAUAUGGCUGCAGGUGUACACUUGUAGAUGAGCUACUUAAUAAAUCUGUCUCCGCCCCUCUGUUUUGGCUCCUCCCCUUUAUCUGACUGUGUCCCCUGACCCUCAGUCAAUUUCUGAGAAUGCAUCCAUGAUAUUGUAACCAGCAACAGUGUUCACUCUGGAAGUGUAUACCCCUUGACAUCCCCUGCCCCCAAACAACUGACAUGGGUAACUUCUUUUUCUCUGCAACCAGACAUGUAUUCCAAAGACUACUGCGAUUGUUCUUGCAUAUGUCAGAUAUGUACACACUGUAUGACACCCCAUAUCCCCAGAGCCCAUAAUCCUGUAGACCUCUCACAAAGGAGUUGGUCAUUUUUACCCUUACUGUGUCUACAACUGGGUAGCAACAGCUUUGAUUUUACAGGGUUUUGUUUCCCCCACCCAUGUUUCUUUACAAAAUUCACCAGUUUCAGAACUCUAAUGACCUUUUUUGGGGGCCUUUUAUGGUAAUGAUCUUAUUGACAUAAUGUUGUGAGUGGCAACUGAUUAUUUUGAAUGAUAUCAUCUGUAUGGCAAUUAAAAAUGUGUAAGAAAAUGUAUUUUAGAUAGCCAUAUCAUUUAGUUACCCUAUGUUCAGAUGUGAAGCUUUAAUUUUAAAAAUGUUUAAAAAAUGACAAAGGUGUGCAUCUGUUUUGUUCCUUUCCUUUAAAGGUUUUCUUUUUGUUUCUUGCUUUUUUUUUAACCCAUCUUGUAACAUCUGAGAAAUGCACUAUAAUAAAGAGAUCUCUAUUACAAAG